Saxophila tyrrhenica is the source of this 1038-nucleotide messenger RNA. It is a transcript of the gene SEC14, whose product is annotated as cytosolic factor, phosphatidylinositol/phosphatidylcholine transfer protein. NCBI's taxonomy places the organism in Eukaryota, Fungi, Ascomycota, Dothideomycetes, Mycosphaerellales, Extremaceae. The coding region runs from base 1 to 1038 and encodes 345 amino acids. The record is from RefSeq and is a predicted model, not a curated record. The transcript is spliced from 3 exons.
AUGGCUUCAAACCCGCAGAUGGAGCUCGAUCCCAAAUACGACCACUACGACUUCCCAACCACGGCCCCCGAGUCGAAGUCGGGUCACCCAGGCCACACCACAAAGGAGCAAGAUGCCGCCGUCCACCAGCUGCGGAUGACGCUGGAGCAAGCUGGCUAUCAUGACCGACUGGACACCCUGAGCAUGCUUCGUUUCUUGCGGGCGAGGAAGUUCAACGUGGAGCUGGCGAAGCAGAUGUUCGUUGACUGCGAGAAAUGGCGCUCAGAGUUCGGCGGCGGUGUGGACAACCUGGUGCGCACCUUCGAGUACAAGGAGAAGGAGCAGAUGAUGCAGUACUACCCGCAAUACUACCACAAGACGGACAAGGAAGGCCGACCGGUCUAUAUCGAGGGACUCGGCAAGGUCGAUCUCGAGGCCAUGCGCAAGAUCACCACCGACGAGCGAAUGCUGGAGAAUCUGGUCUGCGAGUACGAGAAGAUGGUCGACCCGCGUCUCCCGGCCUGCAGUCGCAAAGCCGGUCAGCUGCUCGAGACUUGCUGCACGAUCAUGGACUUGAAGGGUGUAGGGCUCUGGAAGGCGAAAGACGUGUACGGAUACGUGCAAAGGGCUUCCGCCAUCAGCCAGAACUACUACCCUGAGCGAUUGGGCAAGCUCUACGUUAUCAAUGCACCAUGGGGCUUCAGCGGAGUCUUCUCGGUCGUCAAGAAGUUCUUGGAUCCGGUUACGGUUGCGAAGAUUCAUGUGCUGGGUGCGGGUUACCAGAAGGAAUUGCUGGAGCAGGUGCCGGCGGAGAACCUGCCGAAGGAGUAUGGUGGGAAGUGUGAAUGUCCAGGUGGAUGCCAGCUCAGCGACAAUGGGCCAUGGCGUGAUCCGGCCUGGGCCAAGCCACCGGCGUGGGCAAAGAAGAGCGAGAAGAACACGAUCCCGGCCACCGAGUCUCAUACUGGUGAAGGCAACCCGACUGGCGUGGAGGGCCAGACCGGUGAGGCUCCAACGCAGACGCAGAGUGCAGGGCAGCCGGCCCCAGCGCCUCAGUAA